AUGUCGACUGGCGGUGGUCAGAUCACAGACGCCUUGCUCGCCAAAUUGGCCGAGAAAAAAGUGCUCUAUGCUCGCCUCAAAGCCGACCAGGGGGAGCAAUUAGCCUUCAUUGAAGACCUCAAGAACAAGGUUGAUAUUGUGACACAAGAUGCGUUAGAAUCAAGUGCGAGUAGUGCACGUAACGCAAGGGGAUUAAGUGAUGCGAAAUCUAUUGGGCAAGUGAUAGAGGAAGUAGAGGGCAAGUUGGAAGCUCUUGAGGGAAGGAUACAGGAGAUUCAGGAAGAGAUUGAGGAAUUUGAAGAGCUACUUAAGGGAUAG
This is a messenger RNA of Venustampulla echinocandica, 318 nucleotides long. RefSeq lists its product as uncharacterized. The record is from RefSeq and is a predicted model, not a curated record. The coding region runs from base 1 to 318 and encodes 105 amino acids. The transcript has a single exon. Lineage: Eukaryota; Fungi; Ascomycota; Leotiomycetes; Helotiales; Pleuroascaceae.